Molecule: messenger RNA, 865 nt
Organism: Gekko japonicus
Lineage: Eukaryota; Metazoa; Chordata; Lepidosauria; Squamata; Gekkonidae
Product: carnosine N-methyltransferase 2-like
Exons: 7
Source: RefSeq, a predicted model, not a curated record
CACUGCUGAUCCAAAUCAGAUAUCGCUUUGAAAUGGAUGAGGGGGAAAUAGAGAAGGAUGAGUAGAGCGAGAGAAGACUAGCUGCUUCUGCGUACUGUACUUCAUGUAUUGGCAUUCAGCUGGAGUAUAUAAACCACAGGAGAGCAAGACUGACAUACUGAAAAAGGAAAGAGUCUGCAGAAAGUUCAUAGACAACAUGGAGCCAGUGACAAAGGUGAAAAGAGUCUGCAAAACAAAGCCAAGCACAAUUACAGACUGCUGCGUAAGAGGUGGAGUAUUCCCCAACGGAUUUUGUCCUAUGAAUGGUCCCAGGUUGCUUGUGGUUAGAACCAUAGAUGAAGCUGAUGGUUACGUUGCCAGGAGAUUAAAAAGUGACCGUUUCGAGAGAGAUACACUGUUGACCUCUUCAGAUGAAUCAGCUUCACUUCCCAAAGAGCUCUGUGUGACCCACAGCAUGAGAAGCCUUACACCGGAGGAGUACGCAAAGGCCUUUCAGUCAUUCCUAGACCAUUCAACUGAACACCAGUGCAUGGACCAAUUCAAUAAGAAGGAGCUGCCCAAUAUAGUGGCCAGUCUUGGAAAUGGAAAAUCGACUAUCAAUGUGCUAGGUGUGGGAAGUGGCACAGGAGAACAAGACUUGAAAAUGAUCAGAAUAAUCCAAUCCAAGCAUCCAGGAGCCUUCAUUAACAAUGAAGUCAUAGAGCCCAACCCAGAACAUAUUCUGGCAUACAAAGAAGCAAUUAAGAAUUCUUCUGAUCUCAACAAUGUCUCAUUUACCUGGCACCAGUUAACAUCCAUGGAAUAUGAAAAGCAGGCAAAAGAGUGGAAUGUAGGAAAGAAAUAUGACUUCAUACACCUGAUCCAG